AUGGAUGAAGAUCAGUAUAAUAAGAAGUUGGUAAAAUUAUUCCAGCAUGUAAAAAUUGCGGUAUUAAAACACACGACAACAGUCUCACCAACUGAAAGCAUUUUGGAGGAGGACCAAUUGAACAACAAUAAAAUUAUCAGCUCGUCAAAUUUGAUCUUCUAUUUGUUAAAUAAUUUGAGCAAUACAGAAAGUAAAACAUUGGAUAGAUAUCUGUGUGAAAAGAAUUACGCUUCGCUCAAAAUCAUGAUUGAUCGUAAACGGGCUGAACUGUUUCGAGCGAAAAAUAAAUCUUUGAAGAGUUUCGUAGAUGCUUCACAGAGAGUUGCGGAAAAAGCUGAAAUUGAUGAAGACUUCUUGAACGCAUCUGUACCACUGAAUUUCACACAAGAACAAUUUAAAUAUGCUGAAGCAUACCGAAAUGCUACUAUAUAUAGCAUCAUUCAAGCUCUGUGGAACACGAAAGUUGAACAAGAAUUACCACAGAUCGAUCAAUAUGCCAUUUUAGAAUACUACAGUGAAAAACGUGCGAAGAAGGAAGCAGAAAAAAGUAUUUUGAUUUGGCUGUGGAAUAUAAUCAGAAAGCUGUUUGACAGAAAGAGUGAUAAAUUUGAAUGCCAUGCAAGUGAGCCUAAAUAUGUACGAGCAGUGCUGGAUCGCUGUGGUGCAAGUGAAUUAGAACGCCUGCAGGAGGCCACCGAUAACAACGAACCCAUGCUUAUCAAUGAUUUGAUCAAAAACAAACUAGAUGACGACUCAGAAAUGUAUAUGGAAUAUGAUAAAUGGAAUAAUGCAAAUGAUGUGCCCGGAGCUCUAAAAGAAAUAAUCCAUAGUUUGAGUCAAGCACAAAAAAGGGCAAUGGAAAAAUUAAGAAGGCUUGAGCUAAUUGAUAAAAUCAAGGACUUCUAUCGCGAUAACAUCGAGAAAACAAGUCUACCAAAGCAGGAGGAAAUUGAAUUAUUCUUCCGACGGAUGAAUACGACUUUUGCUGGAUGCUACAAUCCAAACAUAAAGAAGACAAAGGAAAGGCAGCUGGCUGAAACGGGCGUAAUGAUUGAAAUCCGUAAUGAUUCGCUCACAAAAAUACGUGGGGAGAUACGAGGUCCACCAGAUAGCCCGUACGAAGGUGGUACUUAUGCUUUGGAUAUCACAAUUCCAGACGAAUAUCCCUUUCAGCCACCUAUAUGCAAAUUCAUCACAAAAAUUUGGCAUCCAAAUAUCAGUUCACAAACUGGGACGAUUUGUCUUGAUAUAUUAAAAGAGCAGUGGGCUGCUUCUCUAACUUUGCGUACUGUGUUGCUAAGUAUUCAAGCACUGUUAACUUUGCCAGAGCCAAAUGACCCACAGGAUGCUGUUGUUGCCAGGCAAUAUAUGGAUAAUGCACAACUUUACAAACGAACGGCGCGAUUUUGGGCUCAGCAUUAUGCCAAAGCCGAAGGCAAGCGGGAUGACGAGUUUUGGAACAAAAUCGACAAACUGAAGGAUAUGGGAGUCAAGCAGGAGGAUGCUAUUUCGGCAUUGAGCUGCAAUUGGUGGGACUUAUCGAGAGCCACUGAUUAUGUUUUUGGAUAA
Messenger RNA from Acanthocheilonema viteae, 1569 nucleotides. NCBI's taxonomy places the organism in Eukaryota, Metazoa, Nematoda, Chromadorea, Rhabditida, Onchocercidae. The record is from the annotation of a GenBank genome assembly.